UCCGUGUCUAUUAACCAUCACUACUGACCAGCCCCGCCAGGCCGCCACACAAGAAACGACGGAGCGGGAAGACUCUCCACAGCUCUCAAUAAAGCUCUUCCAGUCCAGUCUCCGGCCGGCAUCGAUGGCGCCCGGCAAGCUCGCAGCGGCCGUCGCCCUGGUGGCAACUCUCCUCCUGCUCAGCAACAGCAACAUCAAGGCUGCUCCGGGCGGCUAUCCGCCGGCUCCUCCCGUCGGUCCUCCGCCGCACCAGAUCGUCGACCCCGCCAAAGACUGCGGGGGCGCCUGCGACGUGCGGUGCGGCGCGCACUCGCGCAAGAACCGGUGCACCCGGGCGUGCCUCAAGUGCUGCAGCGUCUGUCGCUGCGUGCCGGCGGGCACGGCCGGCAACCAGGAGACCUGCGGCAAGUGCUACACGGACUGGACCACGCACGGCAACAGGACGAAAUGCCCGUGAGCGUCUGCGCGGUGGGUGUGGCCGGUGAGAGCGUGCUCCCCGGCCGAAAGCACCAUGUGUUUGUUUGUACUAUGAUCCAUCGGCUUAGUUGUAGCUAGCUCGUGGUUGCUGUGCUCUGCUGUUUCUUUGUUGGGUUCUUUCUUUCGUUGGUGGUCUCUGCGUUCCCGUGUAAAAAAAGAGUGAGGCGUUUUCUCUAGAUGUAAAAUCCCUCUGGGUUGGAUUGGAUCAAUGCAACAUCUUUAUAUUUGCACGCUA
Molecule: messenger RNA, 712 nt
Organism: Setaria italica (foxtail millet)
Lineage: Eukaryota; Viridiplantae; Streptophyta; Magnoliopsida; Poales; Poaceae
Product: snakin-2
Exons: 3
Coding region: 125-457 (110 amino acids)
Source: RefSeq, a predicted model, not a curated record